Messenger RNA from Puccinia graminis f. sp. tritici CRL 75-36-700-3, 1056 nucleotides. RefSeq lists its product as uncharacterized. The coding region runs from base 1 to 1056 and encodes 351 amino acids. The record is from RefSeq and is a predicted model, not a curated record. NCBI's taxonomy places the organism in Eukaryota, Fungi, Basidiomycota, Pucciniomycetes, Pucciniales, Pucciniaceae. The transcript has 5 exons.
AUGAUGUUCUCCACCGUUUACGUUGCUUGCCUCUUGGCCGUCUCCGCCCUUGCUUCCCCUACCCAGCACAACCCCCGUGGUCUUCCCGGAAGCUACUUCAUGCAGGACCAAGACCAGGCCCAGUCCAACCAUGCCGCAAGCAUGUCGAGCACCCCUUGGGGCCAGAGUUCCAGCAGCGUCGACGAAGACAGCCAUUCUCAUUCGCACGUCGAGGGAGGCUCUUUCGGUGGUCCCGCGAUAGGUGGUUCCUUUGGUGCCGGUGGUGCCAGUUCCUUUGGUGCCGGUGGUGCUAGUUCCUUUGGUGCCGGUGGUGCCAGUUCCUUUGGUGCCGGUGGUGUAGGUUCUUUUGGUGCCGGUGGUGCAAUCGAUGCCGGCUUCAACGGCGCGUCGUCCUUCGGCGCCGGUGGCAUCGGUGGCUCCAUGGGAGGUGGAGCUGGGAUCAACUCGAUGAAUGCCGGCCAGUUCAACUCCAUGAACUCCAACCAGUUCAACUCCAUGACUGCUAACGGGAUGUCGAACGGCUUCUCUGGCGGAAUCGAUCCCUCAAUGAUCGGCGGCGGCGUGAGCGGCGGUGCCAUGUCCACCAUGACCCAACAAAGCUACAGCUCCAGCUCGGUCAUCAACAUGUUCCAGAGCCUGAACAGUUUCAUGAGCCAGAUGCAAUCUAACCUCAUCGCUGGUCAGAUGACCCAAGCGAUCGCCAUGCAGCGAAUGCAGACUUUCUGCCGGUACUUCCAGAUGGCCAUGCAUCAAGCCUCCUUCUGCUCCCAAUGCUUCAGCGGCAACCAAUUCGGCGGGAUUGCUUCCAACACCAUGAGUCAGUUCACUACUUUCUUGCAGCAACUCCACAGUACCUUCGGCGCAAGCAACUUUGGCCAACUUGUAGCCCCCCUCACCCCGCUCCAAAACACCUUCAGCAAAUUCCUCUACAAGGCCUCCAGCUCCCGCUCUUCGUCCUUCACCUCCAACUCUUUCAUCCCCUCUGCCUUGCCCUCUCUCCUCGCCCCCGCCAUGCCCCAGGUCGCUCCUAUGCUCAGCCAAUUCAACAAGAAGUAA